AUGAGUGGAUUUAAGUGGGGAGUCGGCUCUGGUCAGCAGUAGUUCCAGUGGUUUAUAGGUAGAUAUAAAUAUACUGUAGAGAAAUUAACGUUUAUUUAAUUUAUGGGAAAGUAAAUUAGGGGCAGGAGGAAAGACUGAUUGACUGGAAAGAGGAAGAAGAAUCACAUUAAGAGACAAGACAGCAUCAUUAUUUCAUCCAUAGUUUUUUUUUUUUUCUUCGUCUGUUCAAUGGAUGGAAGAGGCAAGAGUUCAACAAAGGUUUCGGUGAUGAUUUUACUCAGAAUGCGUCUGACUGUUCCACUGCUGAUUAUGAUCUUCAGCUCAGGAGAUGGAGCUCAGUCUGAUUGGGGUGUGACUUACUACCCUGAAUCUAUAUGUGCUCUAAAGGGGUCUACAGUGAACAUGAGCUGCACUUACAAAUAUCCUACAUCUUCCACAAAUCCUUACAUCGUCCAAACUGCUUUCUGGACGAAGAACGACAGGCUAACUUCAGGAUUUUCAGAAUUUCCCAAUCUGUCAACUGAAUCAGAGUACAAAGGCAGGGUUCAGUAUUUUGGGAAUAACAUUAACUACAGCAUCCUCAGCCUGAGUAAUGUGACAGAAAACGACCAGAGAAAUUACUACUUCAGAUUUAUAACAAAUAAAGAAGGAGGAAAGUGGUGGGGUGCAGGUGGCAUUGCUCUUUCAGUCACAGGUCUGCAGGUGGAGGGUCCUGAGACAGUGAGAGAGGGAGGUAAAGUCACACUCACCUGUAAAACCACCUGCAACCUGACUAGCAAUUCAACGUACACCUGGUACAGAAAUGGACUGUACAUAGACUCCAGUACUAAACAGCUCUACCUGCAGUUGGUCAGCAGGGAGGAUGCAGGCAGGUAUAGCUGUGCUGUACUGGGUCAGGACCUUCGCUCUCCUGAGGUCACUCUUAAUGUCUUAUAUGGCCCAAAGAGCACCUCAGUGUCCAUCAGUCCCUCUGGUGAAAUAGUGGAGGGCAGUUCAGUGACUCUGAACUGCAGCAGUGAUGGAAACCCACCUGUACAAUAUACCUGGUAUAAAGGAUCAUCAUCAGUAGCAACAGGAAAGACCUUUACAAUGAACAACAUCAGCUCUGUGAACAGUGGAGAAUACAAGUGUAACUCUAGUAAUGACUAUGGACAGAUAUCCUCUGCUACUGUAACUCUGAAUGUUCUGUAUCCUCCAAAGAGCGUCUCAGUGUCCAUCAGUCCCUCUGGUGAAAUAGUGGAGGGCAGUUCAGUGACUCUGACCUGCAGCAGUGAUGGAAACCCACCUGUGGAAUAUACCUGGUAUAAGGGAUCAACAUUAGUAGCAGCAGGAAAGAACUUUACAAUAAACAACAUCAGCCCUGUUAACAGUGGAGAAUACAAGUGCAGAUCCAGUAAUAAACUUAAAGAUAUAAACUCUGAUAUUGUAACUCUGAAUGUUCUGUAUGGCCCAAAGAGCAUUUCAGUGUCCAUCAGUCCCUCUGGUAAAAUAGUGGAGGGCAGUUCAGUGACUCUGACCUGCAGCAGUGAUGGAAACCCACCUGUGGAAUAUUAUUGGUAUAAAGGAACAUCAUUAGUGACAAAAGGAGAAAACUUCACACUGAACAACAUCAGCUCUGUGAACAGUGGAGAAUACAAGUGUAGAUCCAGUAAUAAACAUGGAGAGAAAUACUCUGAUGCUGUAACUCUGAAUGUUCUGUAUCCUCCAAAGAACACAUCAGUGUCCAUCAGUCCCUCUGGUGAAAUAGUGGAGGGGAGUUCAGUGACUCUGACCUGCAGCAGUGAUGGAAACCCACCUGUACAGAAAUACACCUGGUUUAAAGAUGGUGGAAGCUCACCUGUAGGAUCUGGACACAGUUACAGCUUUACCUUGGACUCUGAAAGCAGUGGUCAGUACUACUGUGAGGCUCAGAAUGAACACGGAUCUAGAGGAUCAGAAGCAGUGCUGCUGAAUUUUAAAAGGAGUGUUACUCUGUAUGUGAUUGGUGGAGUCGUGGUCGGGUGUGUUGGGUUGAUCCUCGCUCUCGUCAUACUGUUUAUAAGGAGAAAGAGAAGAGGUCCUGUAGCUGAAGACCCCAAAACAAAAGAGGAAAGCAUCUACAACAAUGUUGCAGCCAAUCAAGAUGAUGGUCUUUAUGCCACAGUUGAACCCCCCAGACCAAUGAAUCCUAGGACCGAAAAACGCUCAGCAGUUUCCCAUGAGGAGGUUCAGUAUGGUAACAUCCAGCACUGCCAUCGUCAAGAUAUAAAGAUGACAGAAGAAGAUGAUGUUCAAUAUGCUAGUGUCAACUUUUCCCGUACUUCUCAAGACCACAGAAAUGCACCUGAGGAUUCCUCUGUGAUCUACAGUGGGGUAAAAUAAUCACCUAAAUUACUGUUCAUAAAUUACCUUGGUUAUAAUUGUUUGAGAAUUGGGGCUGUUUCUUUUAAUAAGCUUUUUAAAUAGGUGUAUCCACCCGCAUUUAAACAGUAUUAAUUAUAAAUACAUGAAAAGUGCCUACUAAUGGUGACAUUGGGAACUGCUAAUGUGGGCAAACAUGGGAGGUGGUACAGAAGCAACUAUAAAGACUUUCCUUUUUUUAAAUGCUAUUUCUUCUCUAAUGUUUUUUUUUUACAUUUUAGAUUUUGGAGAACAUGAGCUCAUUACUAUAAAUAGUUAUGAGUGUGUUUUGUGCCGUAUUUUGUUGUAAUGUAAAAUAUAACUGAUGAUUUUCAACUGUGGAGAUUUCUUAAAUAUAUCAAUAUA
This is a messenger RNA of Astyanax mexicanus (Mexican tetra), 2745 nucleotides long. Its product is annotated as B-cell receptor CD22. The transcript is spliced from 12 exons. NCBI's taxonomy places the organism in Eukaryota, Metazoa, Chordata, Actinopteri, Characiformes, Acestrorhamphidae. Gene Ontology annotation, biological process: cell-cell adhesion. The record is from RefSeq and is a predicted model, not a curated record. The coding region runs from base 229 to 2361 and encodes 710 amino acids. Gene Ontology annotation, cellular component: membrane.